AUGGAGCUGGUGACGGGGGCGAUGGGGAGCCUGCUCCCCAAGCUGGGCGAGCUGCUCAAGGAGGAGUACGGCCUGCAAAAGGGCGUGAAGAAGAAGAUCGAGUCUCUCUCACGGGAGCUCACGAUGGUGCACGCCGUCCUCCGCAAGAUCGGCGAUGUUCCACCGGACCAGCUCGACGAGCUGGUCAGGCUCUGGGCGAGUGAAGUCAGGGAGGCAUCCUACGAUAUGGAAGACAUCGUCGACACAUUUCUGGUGCGCGUUGAAGACCCUAAUGAGGCUACUGAGCCACACGUGCUCCGGCGCCUCCGGAAAAAGGUGGGCAGCCUGUUCAAGAAGAGCAAGGCUCGCCGCAACAUCUCUAGCCAGAUCCAAGAAAUCUACGAGAAGCUUGCGGAGUUGGCAGCAAGGCGUGACCGGUACAAAACACCUGACAGCGUUGUCACCAAGCCAGCAACGACCAUCGACCCUCGCAUCUUGAAUCUGUACAAGAGUGCAACAGAGCUUGUUGGCAUUAAGGGACCAAGGGACGAGCUCAUAAAUAUGCUGUCCCUAGGGGAUGGCGACGAGGAUCUGCCUAGUACUACAAAGAUGAAGAUCCUCUCUGUCGUUGGAUCUGGAGGGCUAGGCAAGACCACUCUUGCCAAAGCUGUCUAUGACCACCUCAAACCGCGCUUCGAGUGCCGGGCUUUUGUUCCAGUGGGUCAGAAUCCUGACAUCAAGAAAGUCUUUGGAGACAUUCUCAUAGCCCUUGAUGAGCAAACUUACACUCAUCCCAAAUUAAUGGGUUUGGAUGAAAAUCAGCUCAUGGGCAAACUCAACGAAUUCGUCAAGGAAAAGAGGUGUUUGAUUGUUAUUGAUGAUAUAUGGGACAAGAAGACCUGGAAAUUAGUCAGAUGUGCUCUGCAAGAAAGUAAUUGUGGAAGUAGACUUGUGAUCACUACACGCAUUUCUGAAGUUGCCGCGUAUGCUGAUGAACAUUACAAAAUACAGCCACUUUCCCAAGAUAACUCCGAAAAAUUAUUGUAUGCAAGCAUAGUUGACGGUGAAGGGAAGUAUUUCGAUAGUCUUUCGGCUGAGACAUGUGAAAGAAUUUUGAAGAAAUGUGGCGGCGUGCCACUUGCUAUCAUUACAAUAGCCAGUUUGUUGGCUAGUAAACCAGGAGAGGACUGGUCUGAGGUCUACAACUCAAUUGGAUUUGGGCAUGAAGGCAAUGAUGACGUAGAUAAUACCAGAAGGAUAUUGUCUUUUAGCUACUAUGAUCUGCCUUCACAUCUGAAGGCUUGCUUAUUGUAUCUAAGCGUAUUUCCGGAAGAUAGUAUCAUACAGAAAAAUAGUUUGAUAUGGAUGUGGAUAGCUGAAGGUUUCAUCUCUGAGGAACAAGGAGCAGAUGCAGGGGUAAGAUCAUUAUUUGAGCUCGGGGAGAGGUACUUUAAUGAAUUGAUAAAUAGAAACAUGAUCCAGGCACAGGAGAGAAGACAUAAAGGGUACGUUGAUGCCUGCUCGGUUCAUGAUAUGGUUCUUGAUCUGAUACAUCAAUUGUCAAGUGAAGUAAAUUUUGUCACUGUAUUGAAUGGUUGUGAGCGACAGAAACUUCAGCGGAGCAUUUCUCGCAGGUUAGCCCUACAGUGUGUUGAAGAGCACAGCGUUAGUCAGCUGGCUAAUGUAGCUGUGGAGAAAGUGAGAUCCAUCUUUGCCAGUCGGUGCAAUUUUGGUGCAUUAUGUCCACGCUUCCCAUUUUUACGUGUAGUAGAGAUGGUAAGAUGUUCUGUUCCCAGAGACCGCGGCAAAGAUGUGUUGGAUCAUCUUGAGAGUUUACUUCACUUGAGGUACCUCAGAGUAGGGAGUAUCCUUAUCACUGAGCUUCCUAGGGAGGUAAGAUAUCUGAGGUUUCUGCAAACACUGGAUUUACGGAACAGCUGGAUAGAGGAGCUGCCCGAGGAGGUGGGACUUCUGACGCAACUUGUUUGCCUACGAUGUAGUCACGAGACAAGAGUGCCGGCUGGUUUGAUCGGUAAGCUGACAUCAUUGCAAGAGUUGUGUGUAUGGUGUGAAAAAGAUGAUACAUUGCAGUUUGUGAAUCAGCUAGGUCUGCUGAGGGAACUGAGGGUGCUCAAGGCUAAUAUUCGUGCUAGGAUCAGUAAGAGCAUCGAGAGUGCUUUGCUGGACUCCCUGGGCCAUCUGCACAACAUCCAGGAACUUAAGAUUACAGCUCGCUGGAACUGGGACUGGCAGAGCGUCAAUGCAGGACGGGUCUCCUGUCGGCAUCUCCGUUUGCUGCGUUUGGACUGCUUCGUGUUCUCUGCACUGCCGGCGUGGAUUAACUCGUCGCUUGCUCCAAACCUAUGCUAUCUGGAUCUGCUAGUGGUAGCUGUGGAAGACCAGGACAUGGAAACCCUUGCCAAGUUGCCAGAGCUCAGUUGCCUCAUACUGUGUUCAAAAAGUGACACCAAGUCAGUAGUUAGCAUAAAGAUUCGUACUGAUGAAGGUGUUGUCUACUUUCGCAAGUUGAGAUUCUUAAAGAUAGAUGGUGCAUCUAUCUGGUUUGAUCUGCGCGGCAGCAAGUACUGCAACAGCAGCAGGGUAGCAUCAUCUAAUACUAUCAUGCCACGUCUUGAAUCCCUUGAGUUUGAUGUCCAUGUGCGGUCCCUAAAAGACGAGAACCUGCAGCUUGGUUUUUACAAGAUGCUUGGCUUCCAGAACCUUGGAACAAGUUCGCUCCAGCGAGUCAAAGCCGAACUGAACUGUGAAGGUGCCAGUUUUAGGGAUGUGGUGGAAGCAGAGGCUGCAUUGGAGCACGUGGCCGCAGUCCAUCCAAAACAUCCCACCCUUCUAAUCAUGAUGGUAGAGGAAGAACAUAUGAUCUCAGGCUACCAAGAGGCAUGUAUGGAAAUGAGCAAAGCCCCUGAGUUAGUAACCAAGGCCUGGAAGUUGGCGGACAUCGUUGGCUCAGGACAAAUUCAAAUACUGCGUAUGCCAGAUCCGACCGCAUCUUCAAGCAAAGUUAUGCGCUUGUUGUACACAGAUAAUGGGCUGGCACUUUUGGCUCUCAGCUCCAAUGCUGUUCAUAAGCUGUGGAAAUGGGAGCACAGGGACAAGAAUCCAUGUGGCAAGUCAUCCAAAUCUGUUCCACCUGUACUAUGGCAACCGGAAAAUGGCAUUCCAAUGACAAACGACACCAUUGAUGGCAGUGACCCUAAAGAAGCUACAUCCUGCACUUCACUAUCCAAAAAUGACCGCUAUCUAAUUUCUGCUUCUAGUGGCAAAGUCUCAUUGUUCAACAUGAUGACAUUCAAGGUCAUGACUACUUUCAUGGCACCUCCACCUGCUGCAACUUUCCUUGCAUUCUACCCGUUAGACAAUAACAUCAUAGCUAUUGGAAGGGAGGACUCUUCAAUUCAAAUCUACAAUUUCCGUAAAGACAAAGUUAAAAUUGUGCUCACGGGUCAUCACAAAAAGAUAACUGGACUAGCAUUUUCGCAAUCAAUGGAGGUGCUUGUAUCUUUUGGUGCUGAUGCUCAGCUAUGUGUUUGGAGCAUUGAUGGUUGGGAGAAGAAGAAAUCAAGAUACAUCAAACAUCCAUCUAAUGGUUCCGGUGCUUUAGUUGGUGAUACAGUGGUGCAGUUUCACUAUGAUGGAACGCAUCUUUUAGUAGUUCAUGAGAGUCAGUUGGCGAUCCAUGAUUGGCAAUUGGAAUGCUUGUGCUCGUGGUUCCCAAGAGAUGCACCCCCUUCCCCAAUGUCAAGUGCGGUAUACUCACUUGGUUGUUUGUUGGUCUAUGCUGGAUUUCGUGAUGGUGCAAUUGGAAUAUUCGAUGCAGAAUCUCUUACGUUGAAGUGCAGGAUAGCACCCUCUGCCUACAUACCAUCUUCAAUAUCCAGAACUGAUCCCACAGUUGUCGCUACGCAUCCGUGGAAGCCAAACCAGAUUGCAGUGGGCAUGAGCGAUGGUGCAAUUCUUGUGCUGGAGCCGUUGGAUAUAGACAACGUACAAGUGGGGAGCGACGUCACCUCAGAACAACGUCCAUCCCGUGUUGUCAGCAGUAGCAGACUCAGUUAA
Molecule: messenger RNA, 4056 nt
Organism: Miscanthus lutarioriparius
Lineage: Eukaryota; Viridiplantae; Streptophyta; Magnoliopsida; Poales; Poaceae
Source: the annotation of a GenBank genome assembly